GAACUGAGUCAUUUUGGAGUGAGACUGAGCUCCACGCGGUCGCUCACACACACACGAGAGAGAGAGAGAGUAAAGGUGGAUGUUGAAAUCAGAGACAGAGCAGCUACACUCACACACUCACACACUCACUCACUCACGCACGUACACACUCGCGCUCACGCAGGCUAUUACGCGCGCACACGAAGCACACGGACAGAACAUUUAGUACCGUGGCUGUGAGAUGAGAAGAGGGGCGGGCUCGACUUAGGAGACACAGACGCGGUUUAGAAAUCCACCGACUGCCCGGACGCGUCAGUCUGGGAAGAAAUACAGAGAGCAAAAGGAGCGCACGGAAACCGGUCGAUACCCAGACGCAGACAUGACCACUGAUCAGGAUUUUCCCAUGGAUCCUCAGUCAGCCGCAGCCAUGUUUGCUGCAAAGGGCAUCGAUGUGACGCCCAACAAGGACCAAGGAGUCUUCAAGGUGAUCACGCGGCCAGCGUUGGACGGAGAGCGGCCGAUGAUCGGGGACAGAGUGACCGUUCACUACACUGGAAAACUGCUCACGGGGAAGACGUUCGAUUGCAGCCGAAGUCGUAAAGAACCUGUUAGCUUUAACGUGGGAAAGGGACAAGUCCUCAAAGCCUGGGAUGUUGGUGUUUUGUCCAUGCAGAGAGGCGAAGUGUGCACCUUCCUGUGUAAACCAGAGUACGCUUACGGAGCCGUUGGAAGUCCCAACAGAAUUCCUCCCAACUCCUCAGUAUUGUUUGAGAUCGAGUUGAUCAAGUUCGAGGGAGAGAUGCUCACGGAUGAUCGCGGCGUCAUGCGGAGAAUAAAGGUCAAAGGCGAAGGCUUCUUGAAUCCGAACGACGGCGCAAGCGUCAGCGUGCACCUGGAGGGGAGCUGUGGUGGUCGACUCUUUGACUGCAGAGACGUUAGCUUUGUUGUCGGCGAGGGUGAGGAUAAAUGCAUUCCUCUGGGAGUGGACCGAGCCAUGGACAAGAUGCAGAAAGGAGAGUGCUGUGUUCUUUACUUAAAACCAAAGUAUGCCUUUGGAAGUGAAGGUAAACCCGAGUACAAAAUUGGACCAGACAAAGACAUUGUAUAUGAAGUUGUGCUCAAAGACUUUAAAAGGGCUAGGGAAUCCUGGGAAAUGACUUUGAAUGAAAAACUGGAUUUGGCUGCUGGAGUGAAACAUAAAGGGAAUCAGUAUGUUAAGGCAGGACGCUACUGUCAGGCCAUCAUCCAGUACCAGCGCAUUGUUAACUGGCUAGAGAUGGAGUAUGGUACAGGGAUGGAGCAGAGGGAGAAGAUACAAACCGUUAUCUUGACAGCCUACCUCAAUUUAGCCUUGUGUUUCCUGCGGAUCAAAGAGUUCUCACAAGUCGUGGAGAGCUGCAACAAGGUGAUCGAGCUGGAGAAGAGCAACGAGAAAGCGCUGUAUCGCCGCGGUGAGGCGCGACUCCUCUGCAACGAGUUCAGCUUGGCUUUGACGGACUUUCAGCAAGUGCUUCAGGUCAACCCCUCCAAUCGAGCAGCGCGCGCUCAAAUUUCCGUCUGCCAGAGCAAGAUUAAGGAAUACCAUGAACAGGACAAGAAAAUCUAUGCCAACAUGUUCCAAAAAUUUGCCGAACGGGACGCCAAGGUUGGGAGGUCGAAGAGGAGGCGAGAGGACAGCGGUCGGAGCAGCAUGAACGGUGAAGUGACCGCGAAACGACGGCGACCCAGUCAGGACUGUAAUCUGUGACACUGACACCGCACAGGGGCCAAAAAAUGGAACCUUCCUUCUUCUUGCUUUCCAAGCCCAGGGAGCAGAGGCAGGAACAAAGUCGUGAAAAAGCCUCUAAUCCAAAAUCUUGUGUCCCAAAAUCCAGCGCGUCACCAUUCCUGCGUCUAAAACGAGAGUCUGAGCAGGCACAUUUGCAAGCCAAACAGCAUUUCCCCCGUCACGUGGACUGAGCUAUUUAAGGAUGUACGUCGAAUCAGAAAAAGAAUACGAUUGUUCAAAACAAUACAGAGGAAUUCCACUUUCUUUGUUAUUCGUCUACUGUGUUCUCCACAGUGUGUUUAUGAUCCCAAAACUGCACUUUCAGAUUUGGUGACUAUUAAGAAGCCUUUGCUUGGGCAGCUGCAUGCAUGUGUCACAUGAGGUUUGAGAUUCAGGCUUGAAGGUUUUUUUUCAUGUGCAAUAAAAGGUGAUAACAAGUCCCGUUAGCUAAUUGGUCUUUUAAAGAAUUGAAUUAUCAUCAGCUUGUUAUGUACAAAAAUACAACAGGACGUUGCUCAAGCCUGAAUUCGAAAAAAAAGUACUGAAAUACUAACGUUGAAUAAUACAGUUCUCCACUUUCGUCAUAAUGUCAGCAUUUUUAAUUCACAAACAGCACAAACUUCCACAUGCAAAUUUAUUCUACUUUUCGGCAAAUAUUCAAAAGGCAAAUCCGUGCAAUGCUUAUAACCAAACCUAAACAAUAGAAAUGAUUUACCAAGACAAAGAUUUUGCUUUUGGUUUUGACAAAGACGAGGCACCUUUUCAAGACCACGGUUAGUGUGCAUGUACUCAAAAUAAAUGAUUGAUGAUUUGAUUAGUGCAUGAUUAGCCAUUCAUUUGUUGAAAUCUCACCUUUUUUUUUUUUUUUUAUAAAACACAACAAGCAGUGCAAACAGUUUUAAUGGAAAAACAAACAACAACAAAAAAGACAAGUGUGGUAUCGUAGUUGAUAACUGAUUAAAAAUCAAUGACAUGGACUGAUUACAUUUGAAGUCAGAGGCAGCUGCAAAAUAAUUCUUACGUCGAAACUGUCAAACUGUAUUUAUGAAUUUAAAAUGUUUCCACUCUUGAGCCUUGGUGGAUUUUUAGUGAUUUUCAGUCUGUUGCACUCACUUGUUCACAGCGUGAUUGAGUGAAUGCAUGCAGAAUAACUUCAACUGUCCUCCCUCAGCAGAGCAGAGACUCUGUGAGUUUAAGUGUGAGAGGGACAGACAAACAACGACGCAUUACAGCUUAAAAAAAAUAAUCUGAACCACAGUUUGAAUUCAAAUAUUUCACAAAUUCCAUGAAUAUUUUCAACCCUGGUAAUGUGAUCAACUCCAUCAUUUCACAUCUGUAGUUCUUUCUGCUUCAGUCCCAGAAAAAGGUGUCUUUUGUUUCUUCUUUUCUCAAUUUCACUGCAUUUAUGAUUACUAUUAUUUUCUAAUUAUUUUUAAUUAUUAUUUUUUUUGUUGACAUUUGUAAAUGUGUAAAAUGCCGGUGGACAAUGAUGCACUUUUGUUGACUGCAAAACCAACACUUUCAUGAACUGUCGGAUGAAAUCCAGACAAUAAUCUAAGGAUGUUUUAUUAACAUUUGUUGAGUCGGAAUGGAAAAACCUUAGCUGUCUUAAAUAUUUUUGUGUAAAAACAAACAAAGAAACAAAACAAAAAAAAAACUGUGUGUAUGUGUGUGUGUGUGUGUGUUAAAUGUUGUUGUAUGUGAGCAAGGUUUCUUAUCAGCUUGUUGCUAAAUGUUUGACUGCUGGCUCUAAACAUUCAAACAUUUAGGUUAAGUACUUCUUUAACCUCCCAUUUGUACUAAGACAGAUUUCAAGGUCUCUCACUGCUGCGAUUGAAAGUGGAAUUUUCAGGAAUCAUUUGGGAAAUAUUGACAAUAACGAGCAGGAUGAAAUUCAGUAGAUUGAAUUGGCCGCUGUUAACGUGGCUUUUAUUACAAAAUGAAGUGUUAUUGUUUGUCAUACAAAGUGUUUAGAUUAUAUUCGGAAAAGAUCAUUGCCCUGUAAAGCGACGUGUGAUCAUUGUUUUAAAUAAGCGUUUAUGCAAAAAGAAUAUUUUCAGACAAAAAAACUAUGUAAUGGUACCUUUGUUCAUGUCUUCUUUAUAUAUUUUUUUAUAUAUUUCUUUUGCACUUUGAAAGCAUUAAAUAAAUGCAAGAGUUGCAUUAAAAUGAAUAUGUAAUUCUUCAUGUUAUAGGCCACUAUUUUACAAUAAAAUACCUUUGAAUGUU
This is a messenger RNA of Solea senegalensis (Senegalese sole), 3976 nucleotides long. RefSeq names its product FKBP prolyl isomerase 5 (gene fkbp5). The record is from RefSeq and is a predicted model, not a curated record. The transcript is spliced from 11 exons. Bases 359 to 1726 code for a protein of 455 amino acids. NCBI's taxonomy places the organism in Eukaryota, Metazoa, Chordata, Actinopteri, Pleuronectiformes, Soleidae. Gene Ontology annotation, molecular function: peptidyl-prolyl cis-trans isomerase activity; protein binding.